AUGACAGAACAAACAGAAAUAAAACCCGAUGAAAAUCCUAUAGAAGAGAUAUCUAGUCAGGGAUCUUUCGAUGAGGAGUUCACAACUGGCGAGAAUUUGAAGAAAUGGGACUGGCAUAUAUUACGCACAAAAUGCAUCAGCUUGGGCAUCGAGAAACUCUUUUGGCGAUAUGUCGAGCGUUUAAUGAUUACCAAUAUAGCGCUCUAUCAGUUUACAAUUGUGACAUUACUGCUUUUUCACAUACUAUGUCUUAUAUUUGGCGCUGUGGAACACAAUUAUUCCAUUACGCUGUAUGGGGUCGGUAUGGUGCUGGUGCCGGUAGUUCUCUUCGCUAAUUUCAGACAAAUCGACAGAGGUAAGCGGAAGAGACCCUGGGCCGCAAUCUCAAGCUGGGCGGUUACUCUGAUACUGACACUCAUGGAUAUCGGUGUUGGUCUUUGGAUAUCAGACUACACCGGCAUUGUGAUUCCUUGUUACGAUCACAUCGUAGUGGUAUCGAUCUAUCUAUCUCUGCCAAUUGGCGUCAAAGUAGAGGCUCCCUUACUAGGCGCCACUGUAUCCUUAUUGUACUUUCUUGAUGUAGUUUUUAUUUAUCGGAAAGCCCGACGUUUGCAAUUUUUUCACUUAUUAGACUACGCCAUCUAUCUUUUUACACUGAACUUUAUUAUGGCAAUAUUCCCAUUUUUCCGUGAGGUUAACUUACGCAAAAAGUUACUGGGCCGCCGCCAACUCCUACAGGAACACUAUCUACUAAAGGCUGCAGUGGAAAACGAGACAGCCCUAAUACAUUGUAUUCUGCCACAGCGCAUUGCAGAUACGCUUAAAGGGGAUAUACGAAAACGCAUAAAACAGAAAGGAAUCCAACGAUAUAUGGUUCCUGCUUUUCGCACCCUAUUUGUAGAGCCCCAUUCGAAUGUCUCCAUCCUAUCGGCUGAAAUCAUGAAUUACACUUCGCUUACCACCACUAUGGAAGUUAAGGAAUUGGUUAUGUUCCUGCAUGAUCUCUUUGUCAGGUUCGAUGUGGCUGCUGAGAAGAACGAGACGCAACGCAUUCAGUUUCUGGGAGAUCGCUAUAUUUGCGUGGCCAGCAUCCCAAAACCGAACCCGGCACAUGCCAAAUGCUGUGUGGACUUGGGCCUGGAGAUGAUCAGCAUUGUAAGCGCCAUAAACGAGCGGAGACAUCUCAUUAUUGACAUGCGCAUCGGUGUAAAUUCGGGGGAAAUUUUUACUGGAGUUGUUGGCUCCGUUAAGUGGCAAUACGAUAUUUGGUCACCAGAUGUGGAUAUUACCUAUCGCUUGUCCGAAACGGGAAGGGUUGGCAAAGUACAUGUUACAGAACGCACAUUGAAGCUGCUAGAGAAUGAAUACGUUUACAGCGAAGGCACUGAGCGAGCCAGGAAUGAUCCGGUUUUCGUUCGGGAUCUCAUCAAAACAUAUUUGGUAUCGAAAAUGCGGGACUCUGUGCUAAGCAUACAAAUAGAGGAAUAUUCCAGGCGCAACAUAAGAGAGUCUCUGGCGAGCUUAAGCUCAAAUAUCGUUCCCUUAAAAUCAGACCAAGAUAUGUUCAAAGAGAUACGUCGUAAGACAAAAGAUGGCAUGAUUGAAGAAGUCGAGAACAUGGCUACGGGUCGGACACAAUUUUCACGCAUUUUUAACUUCUCGAAGAAGUCAAAGGACACCGCUGAGGACUUUCUGUUCAAGACGCAGGUUACAUCGGUUUUCAUGCUAUUUCGGAACGCAAAAGAUGAGUGGAAAUAUUGUAACCAAUCUGAUGUUCUUAUGAAAUACACAAUGUUCCUCACUUUUUUUGCUGGCAUCAUGAUAUUUUUAAAAAUUGCGGUACAGAAGUACACUACGUUGAAGCAAAUGUGGCAAUUGAUUUUACUGCUCAUCGUGUUGGCUCUUAUGUUCCUGUGCGCUUUCUUCCAGAAAUUAUGGCUUAGGUAUGGUCGGGAGACAGUCUGGCAGCAGCCCAGAUUCACCCUGACGCGCUGGAUUAUUUUAGCAUCUGAGUUAAUUGAAAACCGCCUGUUAGUUCGUAUGAUACUGUGCUGCCUAAGUUUCGCGAUUCUAUAUACAAUGGCUACAAUACAAGUGAUGGACUGUCCACAUAAGGCUUUCGAACUGGAAUUAAUUGAAGCCGAGCUAAGCGAUACAAUACCAGCACACAUUUGCUUUCGACCAUGGGCCAUCACACACAAUAUUGUAAUAGUGGUCUUGACAAUAAUACUUUUCUUUGGCGUGCCUAUGAUGUACAAGCUCGGCAUUUGUGGCCUAAUCAUUAUUUCGUACAUCUUCACCAUCAAUUUGACAUAUGACUUUGCCUAUGAACGAUCCGAAACGACAAAUUGGUUCUUUCGCGCCGAGGCUGGACACACAUGGUAUGUGGUAGCGUUCUUUCUAAUGCUCAUCAUCAAGGAGCGACACAUCACAUUUGUGAACAAGGUGGAUUACUCCUCGAGAUUACGGUAUGAGAUGGAACAGAAACGAACGGAGAAAACAAAUCGAACGAUUAAAAUACUAAUGGCCAACAUCCUGCCCCUGCAUGUGGGGGAACUGUUUUUGGAGAAGCGGCGCAAGAACGAAUUUUUCUACGAACAAAUAGAUAAGGUUGCCGUUAUGUUCGCUCAGAUUGUCAGCGUUGAUGUCGACCGCCUGGGACUGCGAGUCCUGAACGAAUUCAUUUGUUACUUUGAUGAUCUUCUAGACCAGUUCCAGAGUAGAUUCAAAAUAGAGAAGAUAAAAGUGGUCGGUUGGACUUAUAUGGCCGCUUGUGGUUUGCAGGUGGACCGCUUUUCGGACCUAUCGGUCACAACGGUUGACGAUGACGAUGACGAGGAAAACAGAAGUAGUGUGCGUUUUGAUACGAACAUCGAUAAUUCUUCAGACGAUUGGUUCGUAGAUCGAAGAUUUGUAAGGCCAAAAAAACAUCGUUUCCUUAGAGCCGACGAUGAGUGCGUUUUCAUAAUGAGCCAAUUCGCAUUAGAAUUAUUGCGAGUAACUCGGGAGCUUAGAGUGCAGAAUAUAUUCCUAGACAAUGGAAGAAACAUUCGGGGAAUGUUAAAAAUCGGAAUCUCCCACGGAACUGUCUCCGCUGGAGUGGUAGGCAUUUCGAAACCGCACUAUGAUCUGUGGGGACAUCCAGUUAACCUUGCCUCCGAAAUGAGUAACACCGGUGUCUUAGAUGCCAUCCAUGUGAGUGAGCGAACCGCAGUGGUUUUACGGCGCUAUGACAUCAGAUGUGAUUAUCGCGGACAGACAUCUUGUAAGAGUCUGGGCGAACUACCCACCUAUUUAGUCGCAGUCGAUGAAUCAUCAAAUUUUAUGCCUAACGAAGAUGAAGACCUAUAUCCUGGUCAGUUUAUGGACGACAAUGAGGAUAUGGAAAUUGUUGAGCGUUUGUCAGUCGGCUCAAGGGAUUCCCUAUUUCUGUCACCUUCAGAUUAUAUUUUGAACAUAAAGAGCAGCGAACCCGGUCAAACGGGGUCGCAUUUGGAAGAUGAUACAGAUUAUGAGGAGGAGAAGGAGUUCAUUCAAACACUCAUACCAAAAAGCGAUUCUAUUUAUUCAAUAACGAGCAAGACUUUAAAAACAUCUUCAUCUUUCGGUAAAAAAACUCGCAGCACAUUAUUUCAUCGAAAGAAGGACAAAAGAAGGUUGCAGAUGGAUACAUCCAAUAUCGUUACGCAAACAUUGCCUGAUGAAAGCAUGGAGCCAGAUGAAAACGCACACGAAGAAGAGGAGGAGCAGGAACGCGAGACAGGAUCCGAAAAAGACAAAAACCGUUUGAGUGGCGGUGCACCCAACUUUUACCUUGAAGAUAUUGAAGAUAAUGAUUCAGAUGCUUAAAUACAUAGUCUAUACUACUCGUAUAUACUGAAAAUAUCA
Scaptodrosophila lebanonensis is the source of this 3888-nucleotide messenger RNA. RefSeq names its product adenylyl cyclase X E-like. Gene Ontology annotation, molecular function: adenylate cyclase activity. The coding region runs from base 1 to 3849 and encodes 1282 amino acids. Gene Ontology annotation, biological process: cAMP biosynthetic process; intracellular signal transduction; adenylate cyclase-activating G protein-coupled receptor signaling pathway. Lineage: Eukaryota; Metazoa; Arthropoda; Insecta; Diptera; Drosophilidae. The transcript has 12 exons. The record is from RefSeq and is a predicted model, not a curated record.